Molecule: messenger RNA, 1822 nt
Organism: Propithecus coquereli (Coquerel's sifaka)
Lineage: Eukaryota; Metazoa; Chordata; Mammalia; Primates; Indriidae
Gene: RAB5B
Product: RAB5B, member RAS oncogene family
Exons: 6
Coding region: 216-863 (215 amino acids)
Molecular function (GO): GTP binding; GTPase activity
Source: RefSeq, a predicted model, not a curated record
GUUAUUGGCUGGAGCCCCCGCCCAGGGCGAGGAGGAGAAGGAGGGGCAGGAGGGUUUGGUUGAGCUGCAGCUGUUUGUCUGUUCGACACAGGCUUGGGGCCGACGGGGGAGACGGAGCCCCAGGACUGUUGAAGCCUGGAAGUCCCCUCCCCUUCCCCCUUCCCCCUUUGUGGUAUCCCCCUCCCUCCACCCUUUCCCACUCUGAUAAUCUGGCCAUGACUAGCAGAAGCACAGCCAGGCCCAAUGGGCAGCCCCAGGCCAGCAAAAUAUGCCAGUUCAAAUUGGUCCUGCUGGGAGAAUCUGCAGUGGGGAAGUCAAGCCUGGUAUUACGGUUUGUCAAAGGGCAGUUCCAUGAGUACCAGGAGAGUACCAUUGGAGCGGCCUUUCUCACCCAGUCCGUUUGUCUAGAUGACACAACAGUCAAGUUUGAGAUCUGGGACACAGCUGGGCAGGAGCGAUACCACAGCUUAGCCCCUAUGUACUACAGGGGUGCCCAAGCUGCAAUCGUGGUUUAUGACAUUACUAAUCAGGAAACCUUUGCCCGAGCAAAGACAUGGGUAAAGGAACUACAGCGACAGGCAAGUCCCAGCAUCGUUAUUGCCCUGGCGGGGAACAAAGCUGACCUGGCCAACAAGCGCAUGGUGGAGUAUGAAGAGGCCCAGGCAUAUGCAGAUGACAACAGCUUAUUGUUUAUGGAGACUUCGGCCAAGACUGCUAUGAACGUGAAUGAUCUCUUCCUGGCAAUAGCUAAGAAGUUGCCAAAGAGUGAACCCCAGAAUCUGGGGGGUGCAGCAGGCCGAAGUCGGGGUGUGGAUCUCCAUGAACAGUCCCAGCAGAACAAGAGCCAGUGUUGUAGCAACUGAGGGGGUGGCUAGCAGCAAACGAGUAUGGAGCUAGCACGAGAGCUAAGAAAUAACCUCCAUCCCCACCCCUCAGCACACAGCCCCUACGGUAACAGCACACUGAGCCCUGGCUCCCAAGGGCUGCCCUCCUGACAGCUCCGUCAUGGCACUUUUUAACGCUUCAGCAACCAACACCAGGCAGCUGUUGCCACAGGCCUCCUACCCCCUACUCUGGGGCUUGGGGGUCAACUCCCCCCAGGACUUACCUCCCAAAACAAACUUUCUUCACUUUGUAUUAUAGGUGCAAGACAGUGACCUACUUAUCUUUUCUCCUUCUCCCCAGUGUUCCUCCUCAUUUUUUCAGAAAACACUUUCAUCUCCUGCCCCUUCCCCCUCCUGCUUUUGGUCAGUCCCUAUUCUUGAUCCUGUUUUCCUCCUCUCCCCAGGAUGGAGAAGGUGGUGAACUCAAGAACUAAGGAAGGAGGUUUCCAGUUCAGUUACAUUAAAGGGCCCUGGGCGAGAAUAAAGCUCAGAGCAGGAGGAAGUAAGGAAACAUUUCUUUUUUGUUUUUAUUGGGUUGGAGUUUCUCAUAUUUGAAAACACUGCGGUAUCCAUGAGUCAGCCUUGUGGAGGGUAUUUCUAGGUAGAGGUGAGAAUGGGGAGGCAAGCUUUCAGGCACCAGGUGGGUGUUAUGUUGUUAGCUAGCUAGGUGGAGGUGGAGGUACAGUGUCAUCUGUGGCUCUGGAACUCUUCCAAGGCCCAGUUGGCACACCCAGCCUCUUAGGUUGCUUCUGUCCUAUAGUGGGGAUUGGACCCCAGAGUCCUCCAAAGAAUCUUCACUGGUUGCCUGCGUCUUUGGCUCUGCUGUGAUAUAAUUGGAGGAGGGACCAGUUUCUGAUAUCCAUCCUCUGAUUUAUACAUAUGCAUUUUCCCCCCUCUGGCCUUUAGAUGGUCUCAGCCCCAGCCACCAUAUCCCCCUG